UUUUUUCUUUAGGAGAAAAGUGAUGAAGAAUCUUUGAGUUUAUUCUCCGACCUUCUGUCUGUUCUGGUGGACUCUUCUGAUUGGCUGCUCAUCUUUAAAUCAAGUGAACAAGGUGUUUAUCAGUCGGUUACCAUGGUGACAUCAGAAGAGUUGACUCGACUGAUGCCGUGGGCUUUCUACAGCCUGCUGCUCCAGCUGAGCGCUGAGCUGCUGCAGCGAGCGGUGAGCUGUCCAGGGUUCCUUCAGACGGCCGUCCUCUGCUACAUCAGGCUGCUGCAGCUCUUCCUGGACGGACACACGCCUGCAUCGGCCGCUGAACCCCCCGAGAAGCAGCUGGAGCCGUCCCAGAUUCUGAGCAAAGCCAAGAAGUUUCUUCUGAGAGUGAUCUCACAGACGUCUCCUGCUGCUCUGUCCUCCGCUCAGCUCAGACGGCUGGAGUCACAGUGCGCAGAUCUGGAUCCGGAGGUGACGGCAGCUCUCUCCGUGCACCUCAGUGCUCCGAGCCUCAGCCCCGAGAUGGACUUCCUCUGAACACGUGAGGCUACAACUGAAUAAAGACACUU
This is a messenger RNA of Paralichthys olivaceus (Japanese flounder), 563 nucleotides long. Lineage: Eukaryota; Metazoa; Chordata; Actinopteri; Pleuronectiformes; Paralichthyidae. The record is from RefSeq and is a predicted model, not a curated record.